AAUCUGCAGAGACAGAGUUUAUUGAAGGACAGAGAGAACAUGAGAGAUCCAGAACCCUGCAGAAUGAAACACACUGAAGAACAAACAGAGUUGAUUGAAGAAAACGAGGAGGAUGAAGAACUGAAUGAAGAGGAGAAAAAUCACGUCAAAACUGGAGAAAAACCUUUGAGUCGCUCUCAAACCAAAGAGAAAGAUUUAAAGAAAAGAAGAGCUAAGUCAAAGGAGAAACCACAUUCAUGUUCUUUCUGUGGAAAGAGGUUUUCACAUCUGCGUAAUUUAAAAGUACAUCAGAAGAUACAUACUGGUGUGAGAGAAUAUAUGUGCUUUGAGUGUGAGAAGACUUUUAUUACAGCUGCAGAAUUAAAACAGCACGAGAGAAUUCACACUGGAGAGAAACCUUACAAGUGUUCACACUGCGACAAGAGAUUCAGUCAGUCAGGAGACCUGAAAACACACGAGAGGAUUCACACUGGAGAGAAACCUUACAAGUGUUCACACUGCGACAAGAGAUUCAGUCAGUCAGCACAUCUGAAAAGACAUGAGAGGAUUCACACUGGAGAGAAACUGUAUCACUGCACUGUAUGCGGGAAGAGUUUCAGUCAUUCAUCUUCUCUACUCAUGCAUAACAAAAAGAUUCACAGUCAUUGUGGGCUUCAGCCUCUGAAGAAUCCCCUGAAAGUUCAUACAAAGGAGAAACACAUUCAUGUUCUUUGUGAGGAAAGUUUUUCAGAACUGCAGAGUUUAAAAGUUCAUCAGAAGAUACACACUGCUGUGAGAGAUCAUAUGUGCUUUGAGUGUGAGAAGACUUUUAUUACAGCUGAAGAUCUGAAGCGGCUCCAGAGGAUCCACACUGGAGAGAAACCUUACAGCUUCAUCUGUCAGAUUCAGAUCAACUCAAAGAUGGAGUUCCUCCUCAAAGAACAAUAUCUAAGAGUUUUAUUCUUGUCAUUUUACUUCAUGAUUUUAAUUAUAUCAUUUUUGUACUUUGGUCUUAACACCUUUAACCCUGUUAAUUAUUAUUCUCAGAUGAUACACACUGGUGUGAGAGAUCAUGUGUGCUUUGACUGUGGGAAAAGUUUUAUUAGAUCUCAACAACUGAAACAGCACCGGAGGAUCCACACUGGAGAGAAACCUUACAAGUGUUCACACUGUGACAAGAGAUUCAGUCAGUCAUCACAACUGAAAACACAUGAGAGGAUACACACUGCAGAGAAACCUUACAAGUGUUUACACUGCGAUGAGAGAUUCUGCCAUUCAGCACAACUGAAAACACAUGAGAGGAUCCACACUGGAGAGAAACCUUACAAGUGUUUACACUGCGAUGAGAGAUUCAGCCAUUCAGCACAAUUGAAAACACAUGAGAGGAUACACACUGGAGAGAAACCGUGUCAAUCACAAUACGCAGAUCAUCUUCAGAUGAUCCACACCAAACUUGACACAAUAAUGCAUUGA
Messenger RNA from Sinocyclocheilus grahami, 1452 nucleotides. RefSeq names its product zinc finger protein 420-like. NCBI's taxonomy places the organism in Eukaryota, Metazoa, Chordata, Actinopteri, Cypriniformes, Cyprinidae. The annotation marks the transcript as partial. The record is from RefSeq and is a predicted model, not a curated record. The transcript has 6 exons.